Xiphias gladius (swordfish) is the source of this 3998-nucleotide messenger RNA. RefSeq names its product sperm associated antigen 1a (gene spag1a). The record is from RefSeq and is a predicted model, not a curated record. NCBI's taxonomy places the organism in Eukaryota, Metazoa, Chordata, Actinopteri, Istiophoriformes, Xiphiidae. The transcript is spliced from 9 exons. Gene Ontology annotation, cellular component: cytosol. Gene Ontology annotation, biological process: axonemal dynein complex assembly. Bases 665 to 1846 code for a protein of 393 amino acids. Gene Ontology annotation, molecular function: protein binding.
CCUAAUUCAUUUUGACUAUAGCCUAAAAUUUUUAAAGCUAUAAAAAUUAAAACUAACGUCAAUGACAAAUACCCAUCACAGGUUAGAGCCCAAAUUAAUAUGAUGCUUCAGCCCAACAAUUGGCUGUAUUCACAGCAGACAUCUGACUUCUCAUAGAAGGAAAAAGCACAGGUGUUACUAAUAACAUUAACAAUGGCUCUGCUCUAUUUAAGCGUCCAGUAAGCCAUGCCAGUGUGACAGUGAGUCAGCAUGCACAAUAUCGGGACCCUGAAACUGAAGCAGCUAGUUCAUUUUAUUAUGAACGCCUGUGCUUUUACUAUGUAACAUGUAAAAAUGGCUUCUGUGAAAAGAGCCUAUCCAGAGAAGCAGCCCAACGUUUUAAUUUAUAAUGAAAGAAAAAUAGAAAAAAAGCUACUCUCUUGUUUUUUGAAGCCACUAGAGUAAUUUGCUGCCAAGUCUAAUCUGAGGCUCUCCCAUCAGAGCUGUCCUACUGCAGCACUGCAUCGCUGUGGCACUUCCCCCCCUCUGUGACAUCACUUCUAAUAUCCAAGGGGGCGUGUCUAGCAGAAAUCCCCAGCAAGGCACAGAUGUAGCUGCAGCUCUGAGAGAGGGAGAGGCAGAGAAGGCAGGAAGAGUUUGAACACACUGCAGAGGGAGUGCAGCCAUGGGGAACACGCAGGAGAAACCCUCGGGCAGCGGAGGAGGGGGAGCUAGACCGGAUCAGGCCACAGCAGGGAGCGGGAUGAGAAGCCGCGGUGGAGGCAGCAUGGAAAAGCCCCGCACGCAGAGAGCUCCAGAGAAGGGGGUUGCCAAUGGCACACAGAGGGAAAAUAGCCCUGCUGUUGGACAAGAGGUGCAGGACAUCCCUGCAGUAGACACAAGUUACCUAAACGCCCCUGCUGGGGCCCUUCCUCCUCACCUGGCUCGACUCAAGAAUGAGGGAAACCACCUCUUCAAACAUGGCCAGUUUGGAGACGCCUUGGAGAAGUACACCCAGGCCAUUGAUGGAUGUGCUGAAGCAGGCAUUGAUAGUCCAGAAGACCUGUGUAUUCUCUACUCCAACAGAGCUGCCUGUUACCUGAAGGAUGGAAACAGCACAGACUGCAUACAGGACUGCACCAAGGCUUUGGAGCUGCAGCCUUACUCCUUGAAGCCCCUGUUGCGCAGAGCUAUGGCGUAUGAGUCACUGGAGCGCUACAGAAAGGCCUACGUGGAUUAUAAGACUGUCCUGCAGAUGGACACCGGGGUGCAGGCUGCUCACGACAGCGUCCACAGAAUCACCAAGAUGCUGAUUGAGCAGGAUGGGCCUGAGUGGAGAGAGAAGCUUCCAGAGAUCCCAGUUGUCCCUCUGUCUGUCCAGCAGCAACACAGACAGAAACCAAUCAGCAUCGAGCUGGCCCAGGCCCGAGCCGCCAGGGCUGCACAGGAGGAAGCCAGAAGAAAAGAAGCCCAAUUUACUUUAUUGAAGCAGAAAGGCAAUGAUCUGGUCAAGAAAUGCCACUUCCAGGAGGCUCUGGAGAAGUACAGUGAAUGUCUCACCAUAAAACCUGACGAAUGUGCUCUCUACACAAACAGAGCCAUUUGCCACCUGAAACUGAAUCACUUUAAAGAGGCCAAACAGGACUGUGACUCUGCUCUGCAGUUGGAGCCAGGCAACAAGAAAGCCUUCUACAGACGAGCACUGGCUUAUAAAGGUUUACAGGACUAUCUGUCAGCGAGCGGUGACCUCCAGGAAGUCCUCCAGCUGGACCCAAACAUUCGGGAGGCCGAGCAAGAGCUUGAGGUGGUGACAAGCUUGCUGAGACAGAGCCUGAUGGACGACACUGCACACACACCAAAGGUUUGAUGGCUCUUUGUGGAUUGAUAUAGAGGCAGAGGAAUGAAACGUGUGGACUCAUACUGUACUGAAGCAGUUUCUGGAGGAAAAAGACUUUUAAAGCCGUCAACUUGAGUGAGUAAGACCAGUAAAAACAGAAAAGACUGGUGUUAACUCCUAGGACAGGGCCCUUGGACGACCAGCUUUUGAGAUCUAUACCAUCUCCAACGUGUGCAAACCACACCACUUCUGAGUGCACAACCUUACGUAAUGGGCAGCUUUGUUUAGAAAGGCUAAUGUCAAGGUACAUGACCUGCUUGCACUAUCACUAUCAUCAAAUCAUUCACAUUAUGAUGUAAUAUACUGUAUAUACAGAGUCAUGUACUACGCUGCCGAGCACUGUUAUUUGUUGAAGUAAAAUGGGGAAAGAAAGAGUGUAUAAUGUGUGCCUUAAUGAGAUUUCUACCGGUUUGGAUGAAAUAUGCCAAGAUUUAAAGUUUUAUUUUUAUUUGUUUUAAAGAUGUUGAGUUUGGUUCCAAAAUGAGCUCAUGACAAAAGGACAGAAAAUGGAUUCAACUCAGCUAUACUGUAUGUAGAGAUGGGGAAGGCUCAGAGUGAUCGAAAAAGGUCAAUAGGUCAAUAUUUGGUACUUUCCCUGUGUAUCCAGAGUUCCACCUGUUCCAGCUAAUGUACAAGACAUAUGUCACUGUUUACACUUAUCAUCAUCACAGCUGCUGCUAAUUUAAGAAGACAAGCCAAAAACUUAAUAUAAACCAUCAUCGUUAUAUAAUAUUGGUUUUUGCUUUAGAAAAGAAAAACCCUGAAGAUUUCUAUGGCUAAUUCAUGAAAACGCUGCUGUUUCAAUAAGCUCUUCUAGAUUGAUGAGACCUCUAGACCGACGUGAGAUGCCGUAACCUAACUGGAAUUUAACAUGGAUAAAUAAGGAUUUACCACAGUUGAAAUUUCCAAUAAAUUCUGAGCUCGUUGAUAAUCAUAAGGUUGUCGCUUUACUGGUUUUCAGUAAAUAUCCAGCUACUGAAUUUUGGGUGGUUACUUACUCAUGUACUGUAAGACUUAUUGUAGGUGUCAGGUUCAGUCUUGAAUGUAACCAGGAUGACUGUGUAUAUCUUUGUGUAGGUGUGCAGAAUUUAUGUUUGGCAAGUCUCCUGCUGCGUCUGUUAUAACUACUGUCCAUAUCUCUACGCCCUCCCAGCUGCAACAAGGAAUAAGGCAAGGAUGUCCAUUAUCACCCAUGUUAUUUAUUGCAUUAAUGGAACCCCACACUGACUCCUAUAAAAACAAAAUACAAACAUAUCUGAUAUUAGGACACAGUCAUAUCACAAAAAAUAACUGGUAAUGACACACUACUCUACAUAACCAAAAAUGGCUACUCUGUCAAGUGGUUGAAGUCAGAGAUUCUGUCUUUAAAAAAAAACAUUUUUCACCCAGUCUGAAUAAACUUAACUUCAUCCCAUUACUUCUUCUACAAUUGGCUGAAUGUCAUCAGUUGAGAUAAAUAUUGUCCUGAAGCUCAAGUAACUUUUUCUUCAGCCGCCAUCAGCCGGGUUUUCCUCGCUCAGCCAAGCAGUCUCUACAUUUUACUGCCAAGGCCAAAAAAACCCCAGAAAAUAGGACUGACGGGUCAAAAGGUUGAAUAAUCAAACGGCAAAACAUAUGGCCAGAACAGACGAUUUUAGAAUUAACAGCAACUCAGCCACAGUUCACUUUCACAGGUGUUCUUACCUAUUUUACCUGAUUAGCGCUAUUUAGCAUUAGCUCAUCCUGGUUUCAACCUGAGCCGGGAGCUAAUUAACUAGAAUUAAAAACACCCGUGCUGGUGAGCAGGUUAGAGCUGAUGUGUUUCUUUUGAAUAUGCAACACCUUAUGCUUUUUAAAUAUCCUGUCAGCUUAAUAACACAGACAAAACAUCUAAGUCUUUGUAUAGCACAAUUUGCCACAGCUUUUUUUUCCCACUUGGACUUCUUGGUGUAAUUUGUCCAGCCUACCUUUGGUUUAUCUCCUUUUCUUGUUUUUUUCCUUUCUUUUCAAAAUAAAAGCAUAAAAAUCUCAUCUAAAUGAAACCACUUGAUAUGAGGCUUAAUUGUUCCAGACGAUGUUUUUCAUGCUUCUUGGAAUGUAAAAGCAUGUACUGUAUAUAAACAGUUAGAAUGCAUAUGUAAAU